Molecule: messenger RNA, 4128 nt
Organism: Elgaria multicarinata webbii
Lineage: Eukaryota; Metazoa; Chordata; Lepidosauria; Squamata; Anguidae
Gene: DISP3
Product: dispatched RND transporter family member 3
Exons: 21
Coding region: 1-4026 (1341 amino acids)
Cellular component (GO): cytoplasm; membrane
Source: RefSeq, a predicted model, not a curated record
AUGGAUGCUGAGGACGACCCCUUGUUGCAAGAUGCUUGGCUGAACGAGGAAGAGGAGGUGGCCUUCGGCCCCUGCAAGAGAUCCGAAGGCCCCCGGCUCUGCGGGAAAUGCCGAUGGAAUCCCAGGCCCCGGGCGCCCACGGCACCGGUGUUGUCCUCCAGCUUCUGGCACGUGGUGGGUUGGGUCUUCACCAACCCCUACUCCGCCAGCCUUAUCCUCUUCUUGGGCUGUGGCAUUCCGGCCGCCUUGGCCGUAGUGAUGUUCCUGCACUACCCUGCUUUGGACAUCGACAUCUCGUACAACGCCUUCGAGAUCCGCAACCACGAGUCCUCCCAGCGCUUCGACGCCCUGGCCUUGGCCCUCAAGUCCCAGUUUGGCUCCUGGGGCCGCAGCCGCCGGGACCUGGCGGACUUCAACUCAGAGACCUUGCAGAGACUGAUCUUUGAGCAGCUCCAGCAGGUGCGCCGGAACGCCUCGCAGCUGGGCGGCCGCGGGCGGAAACGCCGCAGCGCCGACCAGGACAGGACUAGUCCCUCUCCUCUGGCUCAGCCGACGUUGACCAACCAAACCUCCCGCCGACCGCGGAGUACCCUGCCCCGCUGGGAAUACUCCAACGCCGUGGUGAGCGCCAACACGCAGACCCACGUGCAUUGGCGCAUCGAGCUCAUCUUCCUGGCCCGGGGAGACGCCGAGAACAACAUCUUCACCUCCGAGCGUCUGGUCACCAUCCACGAGAUUGAGCGUAAAAUUAUGGACCACCCUCACUUCCGGGAGUUCUGCUGGAAGCCACACGAGGUCCUCAAAGACCUCCCAUUGGGUUCUUACUCUUACUGUUCACCUCCUAGUUCUCUCAUGACCUAUUUCUUCCCCACUGAGAGGGGCGGAAAGAUCUACUACGAUGGCCUGGGACAGGACCUGGCUGACAUUCGAGGUUCCUUAGAGCUAGCCAUGACUCAUCCGGAGUUCUACUGGUACGUGGACGAGGCUCUGUCGGCGGAAAACAUGAAGAGCUCCCUCUUGCGUAGUGAGAUCCUCUUUGGGGCCCCUCUCCCCAGCUACUACUCGGUGGAAGACCGGUGGGAGGAACAACGCCGCAAGUUCCAGAGCUUUGUGGUGACCUACGUGACCUUGCUGGCCAAGCAAUCCACCAGCAAAGUCCAAGUGCUCUACGGCGGGACGGAUUUGUUCGACUACGAAGUGAGGAAGACCUUCAACAACGACAUGUUGCUCGCCUUCAUUAGCAGCAGCUGCAUCGCGGUUCUGGUCUACAUCCUUGCGUCUUGCUCAGUGUUCCUCUCUUUCUUUGGGAUCGCAAGCAUUGGUCUCAGCUGCCUCGUGGCCCUCUUCCUAUACCACGUCGUGUUUGGCAUCCAGUACCUAGGAAUCUUGAACGGAGUGGCGGCAUUUGUUAUUGUGGGGAUUGGUGUGGAUGACGUCUUUGUCUUCAUCAACACCUACCGGCAGGCCACCCACUUGAAAGACCUGAACCUCCGGAUGAUCCACACCAUCCAGACCGCUGGCAAAGCCACCUUCUUCACCUCCUUGACCACCGCCGCGGCCUACGCAGCCAACGUCUUCUCGCAGAUCCCUGCCGUCCAUGACUUUGGCCUCUUCAUGUCUCUGAUUGUUUCUUGCUGCUGGGUGGCCGUCCUCUUCACCAUGCCUGCAGCGCUCGGGAUAUGGUCUCUCUACUUGUCCCCUCUGGAAAAUGCCUGCCAGGCCAGCUGCAGUCAGAAAUGUGUGAAGGAGGACACCUUGCACGUCUCGGAUGGCCUGUUCAUCUCCUCGGAGGCCGCUGGCGUGCCAAGCCCAGGGCCUCUGCCUUACUUGGACGACGAUAUUCCUCUUCUGAAUGUGGAAGACGAACCAGUCGCUCUGGAACUGGGGGACGUCCCCUUGGUAUCCGUCCUGCCUGAGCAGCUCCAGGUCCCCACCAAGAAGAACAGCCAGGGCCACCUGUUAGCUCACCUGCAGGAACUUCUCCAGUACUGGGUGCUGUGGUCAGCCGUGAAGAGCAAAUGGAUGAUCGUUGGGUUGUUUGUGUCGGUUCUCAGCCUUUCGGUCUUCUUCGCCAGCCGCCUCCGCCCCGCUAGCCGCGCCCCUCUGCUGUUCCGGCCCGACACCAACAUCCAGGUGCUGCUAGAUCUGAAGUACAACCUGAGCGCUGAGGGAAUCUCUUGUGUCACCUGCUCAGGCUUGUUUCAGGAAAAGCCCCAUACUCUUCAGAAUAACAUCCGCACCUCUUUGGAGAAGAGGAAACGGGGCUCAACCCCAGUAUGGAGCAGCCGAGGAAGUGCCGCUGGUGAUGGAGGAGUGGGGCAGGACCCCCAGGGAACAGUCUACAUCUUCAGAUCCAAAGGCAAAGGCAGGCCAGUGGUCUACAGGUUCUCCCUCAAUGCCACCGUCCCAGCGCCAUGGCAGACGGUGCUCGCAGGAGAUGGGGAAGUCCCCUCUUUUCAGGUGUAUAGAGUUCCUUACGGUAACUUCACCAAGAGGCUGACCGCUUGUAUGUCCACAGUAGGGCAUGUCCAACAGAUGGGGCCCAAGAAAUGGAUGAUGACCACUCUGUCCUGUGAUGCCAAGAGAGGAUGGAAAUUCGACUUCAGUUUCUACGUGGCUACAAAGGAACAACUACGCACACGGAAGCUAUAUUUUGCCCAGUCGCACAAGCCUCCAUUUCAUGGCCGAGUGUGCAUGGCGCCGCCCGGAUGUCUCCUCAGCUCUAGCCCAGAUGGACCCAACAAAGGCUUCUUGUAUGUGCCAAGUGAGAGAGCCUCCCCCAAAGCCAAGCUAUCAGCCACAUCUGGAUUCAACCCUUGUGGGAACACCAGUUGCGGCAAACCAGCAGUGCGGCCACUGGUGGACACAGGAGCCAUGGUGUUUGUGGUGUUUGGGAUCCUCGGGGUGAACCGUACCCGGCGGAUGGACAACCACGUCAUUGGAGAUAUGGGCAGCGUCAUCUAUGAUGAUGGAUUCGACCUCUUCAAAGAGAUUGGCAACUUGUGCCGGAUCUGCAAGGCGAUCGCCGGCAACGCUGAGCUGGUAAAACCAGGAGGCGCCCAAUGCCUGCCGUCGGGCUACAGUAUCUCCUCGGUGCUUCAGAUGCUACACCCUGAGUGUAAGAAUAUACCCGAGCCAAACCUUCUUCCAGGACAGCUCUCCCAUGGGGCAGUGGGAGUGAAGGAGAGCAAAGUCCAAUGGAUCUCCAUGGCCUUUGAGUCGACAACCUACAAGGGCAAAUCAUCCUUCCAGACCUACUCUGACUAUCUCAAGUGGGAAACUUUCCUCCAGGAUCAGCUCCGGCAGUUCCCGGAAGGCUCGGCGUUGCGCCGGGGCUUCCAGACCUGUGAACACUGGAAACAGAUCUUCAUGGAGAUCAUCGGUGUUCAAAGUGCCCUUUACGGACUCAUUCUUUCCCUGUUGAUCUGCGUGGCUGCUGUUGCACUCUUUACCACUCACGUCCUGCUGCUGCUGCCUGUGUUGCUCACCAUUUUAGGGGUCGUGUGUCUGGUGGUAACCAUCAUGUAUUGGUCUGGUUGGGAGAUGGGAGCGGUAGAAGCGAUCUCCCUCUCUAUCCUUGUCGGUUCCUCGGUUGACUACUGUGUGCAUCUUGUGGAAGGAUUCCUCCUGGCAGGGGAGAACCUGCCGCUUCAUCUGGCUGAGGACCCCAGCUCCAUCCGCCAGUGGAGGACGAUCGAGGCGGUCCGGCACGUGGGCGUGGCCAUCGUCUCCAGCGCCGUCACCACCGUCAUUGCCACCGUCCCCCUCUUCUUCUGCAUCAUCGCCCCCUUUGCGAAGUUCGGCAAGAUCGUGGCCCUCAACACGGGCGUCUCCAUCCUUUACACCCUGACUGUCAGCACCGCUUUGCUGAGCAUCAUGGGUCCGCCCGCCUUCACCCGGAGCCGGACUUCCUUCCUGAAAGCCCUGGCAGGGGUGCUGCUCGCUGGCCUCGUGGGUCUCUGUGUGGGCCUGGCACUUCUGAGGAGCGGGUUCAGGAUCCCCCUUCCCAAUGGGACCGUCCUAUAGUUCUGCGCAUGCCCAAUGACCUCUUCUUUUUGAUACUUCUUUCGUGACCCUUCCCCUCCCUCCGACUAGAGAGCUGCAGGAGUCUCGGGAGCAGGACGGUGA